Notolabrus celidotus (New Zealand spotty) is the source of this 3092-nucleotide messenger RNA. RefSeq names its product UDP-N-acetyl-alpha-D-galactosamine:polypeptide N-acetylgalactosaminyltransferase 18b (gene galnt18b). Gene Ontology annotation, cellular component: Golgi apparatus. The record is from RefSeq and is a predicted model, not a curated record. Lineage: Eukaryota; Metazoa; Chordata; Actinopteri; Labriformes; Labridae. The transcript is spliced from 11 exons. The coding region runs from base 707 to 2536 and encodes 609 amino acids.
UUGAAUCAGUGCCAGACCCAUAUCAAGACCCACCACACCUUCAUCCCUCAUUGUCUCGUUGUCUCUAUCCCGUGGUUUCAUCCAGUACUGCAGCAAGAAAUCUAAUCCUUCUUGUUCGUUUGGGAAGAUCUCACCCUAGUAACUCAAAAAGUGUUUCUGCUCGUGCACGAGUAAUAAAUAUAACCAUUAACUCUCAGAUCUUCAGCGGGAUUUGUUCCACUACUCGAGGGAGAAAAUCACACAUCACAUGUGCAGAUUGAGGUCUGUGUAACUGCUUUAAUGGCUGGCAGAAUUAGGUUAUAACACUUUGUGCUCUGGUCUAUGGAAAUAGUCCGGUCAGAUCCACUUCCACAGUGAAUCAGUGCGCAACGAGGGCGCGUGCAGCAGCAGGGGCGGCUGUCAGUCCUUGCCAUCCCUCCCAUUGGCUGCUGCAGGAUGCUGCCUGUUUCCUUGAUCCUCACAUGCAAGUGGAGCAGACGGAGGUUUGCAAUGGAGCGAGGGAGGAAACCUUCACCUGUAGAUAUUUGACAGCAUCCUGCGUAAAUCCACAGCACUUUUUCCAACUGCAGCUGUGCGCGUUGGACCCUGCUUCGCUGCACAAUCGCUGGAAAAUAACUUUAUUGUUUCGUUGGUUUUUUUUGCGGGCGUCUGUCGCCCCGUGCUCCGGUUAGACGGGAUCCUGCAGGCUGUAUGGAGGGAUGUCGGCAUGGCUUGCACCAGGAGAACCAAAACUUUGGUGUCCACAUGCGUGAUCCUGAGCGGCAUGACCAACAUAGUGUGCCUGCUCUAUGUCGGAUGGGUUACUAACUACAUCGCCAACAUUUACAUCAAAGUUCCCAUGCCUUUACCGGAGAGAAAGUUAGAGGGGGACAAAAGAGGAGACACGCUCCGGAUCAUGGAGAGACUUGACCGGCUGGAGACCGUGGUCAACCGGCACAUACAAGAGACUCCAGGGAGGGGAGAGGACGGUCAGGCAGACACAUCAUUCUCAGACUCGUCUCUGUUCGCUCACUGGGGUCAGGAGCUUGGGCCGGAAAACCGGCGAGUGGCACUGAAGAUGUUCCAGUACUAUGGAUACAACGGCUACCUCAGCGAUCGUCUCCCUCUGGACAGGCCGAUACCAGACCUCAGGCCUGAUGGGUGCAGAAAUGCCAGUUAUCCUUUAAACCUCCCUCAAGUUAGCAUUGUGUUCAUCUUUGUGAAUGAAGCCUUGUCCGUCAUCCUGCGGUCCAUCCACUCUGCCAUCAAGAGAACACCCUCCAACCUUCUCAAAGAGAUAAUUCUGGUGGACGACAACAGCAAUAACAACGACCUGAAGGAAAAGCUGCAGGAUUUCGUGUCGGAGACCAACAGCCAACGUCCAGGAUUUAUUAAGAUGGUUCGACAUACCAAGCAGGAAGGGCUGAUCCGGUCCAGAGUGAGCGGGUGGAGGGCUGCCACUGCCCCAGUUGUUGCCCUGUUUGAUGCCCACGUCGAGUUCAAUGUUGGCUGGGCCGAGCCGAUCCUGGAGAGAAUUAAAGAGGACAGAACCCGAAUAAUCUCCCCAUCAUUUGACAACAUCAAGUACGACACAUUUGAGAUUGAGGAGUAUCCGCUGUCAGCUCACGGCUUCGACUGGGAGCUGUGGUGUCGCUAUCUCAACCCACCCAAAAUCUGGUGGCACAAGAGUAACAAGAGUGCACCCAUCCAGAGCCCGGCCCUGAUUGGCUGCUUCGUGGUUGAUAGGCUGUACUUCGAGGAGAUUGGCCUGCUGGACGAGGGGAUGGAGGUGUACGGGGGUGAAAAUGUGGAGCUGGGCAUCAGGGUGUGGCAGUGUGGCGGCAGUGUUGAGGUCCUGCCUUGUGCCCGGAUUGCCCACAUAGAGCGCGCUCACAAACCCUACACCGAGGACCUGACGUCUCACGUGAGGAGGAAUGCCCUCAGAGUGGCGGAAGUGUGGAUGGAUGAGUUUAAAAGCCACGUGUACAUGGCCUGGAAUAUUCCCAUGGAGGAUUCCGGGAUUGAUAUUGGUGACAUCAGUGAGAGGAAAGCUCUGAGGAAGAGGCUGCAGUGUAAAACUUUCCGAUGGUACCUGGUCAACAUCUACCCCGAGAUGAGGAUGUACAGCGAAACCAUAGCGUACGGAGUGCUGAAAAACUCCCUGAAGAUUGAUCUGUGUCUGGACCAGGGGCCCGACAAUGACAAUGUGCCCAUCCUGUACCUCUGUCACGGGAUGACCCCUCAGAAUGUGUACUACACCAGUACUCAGCAGCUCCACAUCGGGCUACUCAGUCCCACCGUCGACGACGACGACAACAAGUGCCUGGUGGACGUGAACAGCAGACCACGCCUCAUCGAGUGCAGCUACGCCACAGCCAAACGCAUGAAGCUCCACUGGCUUUUCUCUCAGGGAGGAUCCAUUCAGAACAGGAAAUCAAAGAGAUGCCUGGAGCUCGUAGCGAGCACUGACAAUGAGUUUGGCUACCAACUGGCUCUGCAGAAAUGCACUGGGCAGAAAUGGUUCAUCACAAACGUCCUGUUUAGCAGCUCUUUAUGAUCGACUGCUGAAAGGAAACGCAGCAGUGAAAAGCACACAGGAUGGAUGGAGUCCUUUUGUGUGCACAUGUGUAUGCGUGUGUGUCUGUGUGUUUGUGUGAAAGGAUAAGAAGCAGGAGUCCGCAGACGAGUCAGCGCGGUUUAACAUCUUUUGCAUCUCCACAUGUCCUCUGAUGAGCAGAUGACAUCACUUCAUAAAUGUUAAACAUUUACUUUGCCCUACAGGAUCAGCCAUAGUUGGCAAAUAUUUGCAGAUUUGACAAAGUAGUAUAUUAAGUAUAUUUUGUGGUAAAUCCAGUACAGUCCAGAUUUGGUUGACUUAAAAGAUGUAAGGGUCCAACAUGUUUUUGUACUGAUCAUAUUUGCUACUGUGUAGCAAGCUUUCUGAAUCUGUCUCUGCUGUAAUGAUUUAUUUUAGUGUCUCAGGUUUGUAGGUUUAUUAUGGGGUUCUGCUGUACAGAUGUGGGAAAAUGUUGGAAUAAUUCAAAGAAGGAUUAUUUUAUAAGUGUAAAUAUUUCAAAUAUUUGUAUUAAGUACAGUAAAAUGACUAUUGUAAA